Aspergillus neoniger CBS 115656 is the source of this 1672-nucleotide messenger RNA. RefSeq lists its product as uncharacterized. Bases 453 to 1364 code for a protein of 303 amino acids. The record is from RefSeq and is a predicted model, not a curated record. NCBI's taxonomy places the organism in Eukaryota, Fungi, Ascomycota, Eurotiomycetes, Eurotiales, Aspergillaceae. Gene Ontology annotation, cellular component: cytoplasm. The transcript has 2 exons.
CGACUCUUGCCUCUUUGCGCCGCAUCCUCCACCUUCUUUCCAGCUGAAUAUAUUCACCAGACAAUGAAAGGGUCAAUCCAAUAAUUAAUUCAUUUUCUGUCAAUUUACUCUCUUCCAAUAAUCUACUCGAAACUGCAUGGACCACCAUUCCACGUGACCUAUCUUUCGCUGGCCUCAGGAAGCCACGUCAUUCGGCGGUGAAGCGCAGUUCCCUCACUUUUCUGCCCCUUAAAAAAGAAAGAACAAUCGGGAAGGCGCGCCGUCGCGCUGCUGCAAAAGGGGAAGCGGGCCUCCAUCAAAAGCGAUCGUCAUCCUCGUCUUCUUCCCCUCAUCCUCGUCCUAAUACUUUCCUCUCACUCUCUCCGUUCGAUAUACUCUCUUUCGCCAUCCACCAUCUGUUUUUUCCCCGUUCUUCACCCCUACGAUCGGAUUAUCUCUCCUUGUACAUCAACAUGUCCGAUCCCACCCUCUAUCUCUACACCUCCCUGACUGCGGGGUCGUCCCAUAUCGUCACCGCAACGGCACGCCUGGAGACGAUUCUCAAAGCCAACAAGCUCCCCUUCCGCGCAAUCGAUGUGGCCACGGACGAAGUAGCCAGGAAGCUCUGGGGCCGUCGCUCCAAGGGCAAGAAACUCCCUGGCUUGGUGAAAUUCGGCACUGUUGUCGGAGACUUGGAGCAAGUUGAAGAAUGGAAUGAGUAUGGUGAGCUGAGGAUGCAGGUUAACAGUGUCGAAGACAUCGACAGUAUUCCCGCUACUAGUACUCCGAUCGCACCCCCCUCGGCCGCAUCUACCCCCACCCCCGAACCCACUACCCUCAAACAGAGCACAAUCAAGAUUCAAAGCCCCCCUUCCAAAGAGACCCCGAAAGACACUGCCAUCACGGCUGCUAUGCGCCAGGCUAGCGGGGAGGCCGCUGCCAAAGCUAAGGGUAGCGGCACUCAACCUGUCCCGGCUAAGGAACCUACCCCAGCAAAGGAACCUACCCCGGCUGUUACAGAACAAAAAGAGACUCCGAAAGAGACCCCUGCGGCUGGCGAGCAGUCCGAGGCAGGCAAGGAAGAUACUGUACGUGGGAACGAGGCUGCUCCCGAUACUCAGGCUAGCAAGCCUAGGCGGCCGCCUCUCGUGCCCGAGGUAGCUGCAGAGUCGUCUGCUAAUUUUCAUGCUGAUGCUGCUGAAGCUUUAGGAAUGGUUCAGCACCACCGUGGCUCCAUCAUAUCCGCCACAUCCAAAGAAGAACAAGAAAAAGUUGCACAGGACUUGCGGAAGUCUAUUUCCGGGGGUCAACAGGAUCUUCUCAAAUCCUUGAGGGAGGAUAAUGCGGCGCGGACAGAUCAGGAGGAGACGAUCGAAGAAGAGUAGGAUUGGUGGUGAAACCCAGGAUGGGACCCCGGUCGACAGAAAGCGCGGGCUGCCAAAGUCAACGGCCGGGGUUUUGCGGUUGCAUUCAUUUUGAGACGACGAAUACGACUCAAGCGUCCUAGUUUCGGUUAUCGCGAAACUCUUACCGUUUAUCUUCGUUCCCUGUAAAGAUACCAGCUUUUACUGUUGUUUGCUUGCUGUUUAUUUCUUUCUUUGUAACUUGCUUUCAAUGCUGUAUAUGUUCGAACUGGACUCGUUUCCCAUUACAUACAUAGUUGAUGAUCCCGCUGUCUACCUACUCUAUCCGA